Mycena indigotica is the source of this 921-nucleotide messenger RNA. RefSeq lists its product as uncharacterized. The transcript has 2 exons. Lineage: Eukaryota; Fungi; Basidiomycota; Agaricomycetes; Agaricales; Mycenaceae. The record is from RefSeq and is a predicted model, not a curated record. Bases 1 to 921 code for a protein of 306 amino acids.
AUGCAUGUUCUACGCCGGUUACGUUCUCUUGUUUUCACAACCAGGCAAUCCCAUGACGUAGACCGUCAACUCAUGAACCAUUCCAAUACCCUUGCCUCUCCGCGACCCGCCACCGAAAUACUUCCUUCCGUGUUUAGGGAACUGCCAUGCGACAUCCUUCGACUUGUGUUGGAAGCCUCGGCAUGGAACAGCAUAUAUUUCGACCGACAGCAUGUCGUGAAUCUACUCGUACUGUCGAAAGAAAUCAACACAUGGAUUGGCUGGAUUGCUUACCACACCAUUGUUCUCAACCCUGCUAAAGUGGAUAAGUUUGUCAGCUUUGCCCAGAGCCGCGACCCCGAGUUUUUCAAGCCACGCGUAAAGGUACUCGCGCUGACAGGGUCCAAGUUGUCCGCAACAAAGGAAAUGGAGGCUGUUAUCAGAGACAGGCUUCAGGGCCUGCACACUUUCCAUUAUUCGUGCAUUCUUUCUCCCUUUAUCUACAUGGGACCCUCGCUUCGAUUGUCGUGGAUGCCAAACCUCCAAUUUUUGAGCCUUCCAUGGCGACUCUUGGCCGCACAGGACGCGGGAGACAUCGAACAGUUGGCGCAGGGGCGAAUAACUCACGUGCAUCUCCACUUUGAAGCGACAGAUCUGGGGAGAGACCUUGACGGCAAACUACGCUCGACGCUGGCAAAAUUCAUUUGUGUCACUCAUUUGGCACUGGACAGAUACACAGACGACUUGCUCCAGUGGCUUCAUACGGACGAUAUGCGACACGUAGAAAUAAUAGUGGUCUUCGUCACAACUGUACCACCACCUACAUUUCCUUCAACAUUCACCAAACUUAAAACACGUCCAGUAAACCACAUUUACAGCUUUGGGCCUUUCUUCAACCGAACAAUAGGGCAUAUAGAUUUCUUUGUAGACACACCCUCAUAA